GAACCUCUGUACGCAAAACGCUGCUGCACAGCCCCUUGUCAUAUAGCAAAUAAACAGUAUGUUGGCUUCCGCAUUUACGACUGUUGCCAAUUAUCGCAGCCGCUGUUCGCCUGCCCCUGCAAAGAUCGGCAUGCGCACCGGUGUUCAUCCACGCAUGGUGAAGAGGCCCCAGCCCAGCAGGAUUGUUGGCCGCGCGGGCUGGUUCCUGCGCCUAUUCUCGCCGGAACCCAUCCCACCUCCGAAGCCGCAACUCGACGUGGCCACCGUCGGGCUGUAUGUCAUCACCGUUGUGGUAAUGAUUAUGCUGACAAUGUCCAUCAAGGCCGACAUUGCGUCGGUCAAGGACGACCUGAACAAGAAUAUCUCGGCGGUCAAGGACGACGUCAACGGCCUCAGGUUGGACCUCAAGAGUCUGUCCAACAAGUUCGAUAAGUUGGACGUGAAGCACAACGAGGUUAAGGCCAAGAACGCGGGGCUGGACCGGCUGGUGGUCCAGCUCCAGAACGACGUGAACAUCGCCCUGCUGGGUAAGCGCGGGUUCCGGAGGCCGCGUCGUCGCCGGCGGAGACUCGUAAGCGUGUGUGCACCUUCAUCGAUCACGAGCUGACGACGGACGAAGCUGCACUGGGGACAUCCACAGCAGCCACUGGGCAGCACCCAUGGACUGGAACGGACCGGGCUGUGUGCAACAGGCGACUUGGGGAGGCAGCAAUGAAAUGGUACCACAGCGCAGGGAUUUCAAUAUUAAGCAGAAGUAUUUGAAUUUUGUUCAUACAAGCGCCAGCAACAUGUCAGUCAUGGAUGCGCAAGGCUUGCUUAGGCAACGGACUUUCUUUUAUAGGGCGAGCACGUGAGCGCACUGGCCCAGCAAAUGAAGGGGCUACGGCGAGAUGAGGGUGUAAGGUGCCACGUCAGGUGUGUGCGGUGAGAGGUGUGAGGCUACUUCGGCCCGGCCCCCAGCAUGGCACGCUGGCUUGCCAUGCCAGUGAGCUCACGCAAGCACACUACCCAUGUACGAUUUGAGCGACACGUGUGCGAGGAGGCAGGCGUGUGCUGCUGUUUAGUAUGAUGUGCAGUAUUACCUUACAGUAUAUGUCACGAGCGUGCUUGUGCAGGAACGCGUUGCGUCAAGGUUCCGUCACAUUGUGGGUUGCGCCUGUGCCGGCAUUCGGCGUUUUGGCGCGUUAUAUGUGGAUAUUGACACUGGCGCUGAGUGUGCGUUACUGUGUUUCGGUUUGGGUAGUUAACAAUCCCUUGCCUACUAUCACCACGUCUGUACUGCGCUUUUGUUUGCUUUAAAGCUUGUCAGAACCUGAGCAUUGACGCGAGUGUAUGCGUGUUUGCAGCCUGGACGGUACCAUGUCGUACGGUAUGGUAGGUGUCGUCUGCCUUUUCGCAUGCGAGUGGCUGGCUAGAUGGAUGGCUAGUCUUGCGUCUGUAUUAGACAGCACAAGGGAAACAGAAUAAGGAGCGUCCCUGUGUGUGUGUGUGUGUGUGUGUGUGUGUGUGUGUGUGUGUGUGUGUGUGUGUGUGUGAGGUGAACGGUUGUAGACAUGUAUCUGUAUACGACCGCAGAAGACGGUUCUCAUUUUGAGCAAGAGUGCAAGCCGUGCAUGCAUCGAGCGACUCGCACGUUUUUGCUGGCGACCUGCACGGCCAGCUUGCUUGCCAAUGAUAAAGCCCUUGCAGCCCAGGGAGUUCGCGGCGCAGCCGGCGCACACGUAGAAGCAGUAGGUGGCGGUGGUGUUCGGCUGGCCGGCUGCCGUCCUGGUUGGGCGCAAUGCGGAAGUAGCCGCCGCAGGGGCUCAGCGUGUUGCCAUUGGGGCUCUGCCUGGGUGUGAGCAGUAGUUAUCAGCAGGAGCGAGCUUGUAAGGUAAUUAGGCU
This is a messenger RNA of Chlamydomonas reinhardtii, 1884 nucleotides long. RefSeq lists its product as uncharacterized. Lineage: Eukaryota; Viridiplantae; Chlorophyta; Chlorophyceae; Chlamydomonadales; Chlamydomonadaceae. The transcript is spliced from 3 exons. The record is from RefSeq and is a predicted model, not a curated record. The coding region runs from base 131 to 607 and encodes 158 amino acids.